Messenger RNA from Dermatophagoides farinae (American house dust mite), 1020 nucleotides. RefSeq names its product RNA-binding protein MEX3A. Gene Ontology annotation, molecular function: RNA binding. The record is from RefSeq and is a predicted model, not a curated record. Lineage: Eukaryota; Metazoa; Arthropoda; Arachnida; Sarcoptiformes; Pyroglyphidae.
GUACUUACGAAAAAAAUGUCUUAUGAUAAUAUAAAUAAACAACACCAUCAACAACAACAACAACAACAACAAUUAACUUAUUUAUUAGACGAUAAUAUGAAUUUGACCAAUAUUCUAUUCAAUUCACAAUUACGUAAUAAUAAUAAUAAUACUGUUUACAGUACGAAUGAUAAUAAUGAUGAUCAUGUUGUUGUUGUCUCUGAUGAUAAUCAUCAAAUGAUUGGUAUGAUGAGUAAAAUGGGCAAAUAUUCAACAAAAGUUGUUGUUAAAAGUUCGGCUCACGUUUCCUAUAUUGUGGGUAAACAAGGUUCGAAAAUUCGUCAAAUACGCCAAGAAACUGGCACGUUCAUACAGACACCUGUGAAUGGUGAAGAGCCAAUUUUUGUCAUUACUGGUGAUAAAGAUAAUGUAUUAUUGGCCAAAAAUAAAUUGGAAGAAGCUGCAAAUGAAUUUGAUUUUAAUAUAUUUGUUGAAGCAUGUACAUAUAAAGAUGGUGAUCGUAUACGUAAUAAUCUUUUUUUACCUGCACGUUAUAUUGGUUUAGUUGUGGGUAAAAAAGGUUCAAUUAUUAAACGUAUUAUGGACAUGAGUGGCACAACAAUCGUUACGCCUAAAGUUAAUACAUUGAAUGGAUUCAAAAUUCAUGGUACAACCGGACAGAUUCGUAUUGCUAUCGAUAUGAUUAAAGAUCAUAUACUUACAACCAGUAAUGUAAUGAUUGAAGAACAACAACCGAAUCAAGUUGAAAUAACGUUGAUUAUUAAAGAUUUAUUAUAUUGACCAUGGGACCAUCAUGGUUGAAAUCAUCAAUGAAAAUUCCAAAAAAAAAAAAAAAAUAAAACAGCAACAUUUUAUUAGUCACAUUGAUUUUACCAUGAAAAAAAAAAACCAAAAGAAAACAAAAAUAUUUUCCAAUUGAUAUGUAUGUUUUUUUUCUAUAAUAACCUUUAUUAAUGACUUAGAAAAUUGAUUGAUUUUUAUUUAUUUAAAGUAUGAAAAAAAAAUUAUCAUUUCAUGAUU